AUGGCGGAGCCUCCGGGGGAGCCCCGGCCCCGAUCCCGGGCACAGGUACGGGAACAGGGGGAGAGCACGGGGGGGGGCCGCGUGCCCGCCGCGCGGGUCCUCCAGUACCUGUCGGCCGUGACCGGGCGGCCCCCGGACGAGCGGCGCCUGCGCGCUCUGGGCUCCAUGCUGGAGGCGGCGGACGGCGCAUGCGCGGGGGCGGGGCUGGACCGGGCCGCGUUCCACAGCGUCAUGGGGAGGUGGAUCCGGAAGUGCCGCAGGGGCUCGUGGCUCGGGGAGGAGCUGGAAGUGGCCGCUGGAGACCUUGGUCCAGCAGAGGAAGCUCCCACAGAGGCAGAGACCGAGCAUGGUGCAGAGCCAGGCCCGGAGCCGCUGCAGUUCCUGUCCCGGGCCCAGCUCUUGGCCAUCUACAACCAGCGGCUGCAGCGCGAGGCCGAGGCCAGCGAGGAGCAGAACUCGCGCCUGGGGGAGGAGCUGCAGGAGCUCCGGGGGCAGCUGCGCAGCACCCAGCAGGCACUGGAGCGAGCGCGCGCGGCCACUGAGGAGCUGGAGGACACCAAGGCUGCGGUGAAGGGGCUGGAGGAGCAGAACCUGGAGCUGCGGCGCAGGAUGAGGACCCUGGAGAAGGAGCAGAGCAGCCUCCGGUCGCACGCGGAUGGGCUGCAGGAGGAGACCCAGCACCUGCACAGCGAGGGGCAGGAGCUGCGGGCCCAGCUGCAGGCACUGGUGCCCUCGGUGACGCUGCUUGAGCCUCUGCCCCAGGCCCAGCUCUGCCGCUGCUCCGAGCUCCUGCUCAGCCACGAGGCCACCGCAGCCCAGGCCGGGCAGAGGGUGACUGAGCUGACAACAGCACUGGAAGAGUACGAGACAGCAGUGAGGGAGCAGCGGUUGGAGGCAGCACGGCUCCAGCAUCAGUUGGAUCAGCUCCAGGAGACCUGUGGCCUGCAGCUCUGGGGCACACUCGGUGACACCCCCAUGGGCCAGGUAAGGGUCAGGGGACCCCAAUGGGGGGCAUCAAUGGGGGGGUAUCAAUGGGGGUGCCCCAUGGAGCUGAGCCUGGUGCCCCCCCAGGAGGGGGCUGAGCCCCAGCAGGAUGAGGCCGAGCUCUCAUUGACGCCCAUAACGCCCUCAUUUACCCCAUAG
This is a messenger RNA of Melopsittacus undulatus (budgerigar), 1143 nucleotides long. It is a transcript of the gene KASH5, whose product is annotated as KASH domain containing 5. The transcript has 14 exons. Gene Ontology annotation, biological process: spindle assembly; spindle localization; telomere localization. Gene Ontology annotation, cellular component: chromosome, telomeric region; nuclear outer membrane; meiotic spindle pole. The coding region runs from base 1 to 1143 and encodes 380 amino acids. Lineage: Eukaryota; Metazoa; Chordata; Aves; Psittaciformes; Psittaculidae. The record is from RefSeq and is a predicted model, not a curated record. Gene Ontology annotation, molecular function: dynein complex binding.